Messenger RNA from Venustampulla echinocandica, 1236 nucleotides. RefSeq lists its product as uncharacterized. Gene Ontology annotation, molecular function: DNA-binding transcription factor activity, RNA polymerase II-specific; zinc ion binding. The transcript is spliced from 2 exons. The record is from RefSeq and is a predicted model, not a curated record. Bases 1 to 1236 code for a protein of 411 amino acids. Lineage: Eukaryota; Fungi; Ascomycota; Leotiomycetes; Helotiales; Pleuroascaceae. Gene Ontology annotation, cellular component: nucleus.
AUGUCUUCGGCGUCGGCUCCAAAAGACACGAAGGUCAAGCAUCGCGCCUGCGACGAGUGUAGAAAUCGCAAGCUAGCUUGCUCAAAAGACCCAGAUGGCUGUCAGCGUUGCAAGCGAGAGAACAUCGUAUGCCAUUACUCCGAACAGAAGCCUAUGGGACGACCUAGGAAACGGCAGUUUAUCGAGACGACCAGAGACGACCCUAUGCCCGAUCCAACUCUACACUCACUCGAUCUUGGACCACUACCAUUCGUCGCCGAUGAUCUCGAUUUUUAUAAUUAUGAUGGCGCAACAGCUGAGCCAUACUAUACGAACACACAGGCGGCUCGUGCGGUUCCCGCCGAACCUGCCAAGCCAGGAGUUGCUUCACAGAUUGCGAAUGAAAACGCUACAUGGCACUUCAAAACUAGCAACAUCCUCGGGACUGCUCCUAUUGAUUUUACAGAUAUGGAUUUAGGUCCUACGGGUGGGGCGAAUCCAAUCUUCGAUCAAGUGCCACCGCUAGCGUCAGCAGCCUCGAAUGGCUCCACGCCUGAGAGCGGGGAUUCUCCUAUUGCAAGCACGGGAUCGCCCUGCAGCUGUCUUGCCACUAUGUAUCUUUCAUUAUCCUCUCUUCAACAGUUUCCAUCGGAUGUUGUUUCAGCCCUGAACACUGUUCGCGGAGCAGCAAGAACAGCUUCAAAUGCUAUUUGGUGUGCCAAAUGCGGGUCUUCCAUGAUGCAACAGCGCAAACCUGCUAUUGACGCUUUUCAAAAUACCAUGUUGGUCGGAACGCUAUUGCCGGUUAUUGCUCAUGGCUAUCAUAGAUUGUUGAAAAUGAUCGAUGAGGAAACAGAUGCAGCAGUGGCUGCGGGUCAAACGAAAACAUUUAGGUUUCACGAUUAUGGAGGGCUCUGUGCUUACCAAGAUUCAAUUAUGGGGGAAAUGGCCUGCAUAGAGAAGGAAUUGAUGUUUAACGCCGUGGAGAUGCCGCCCGUACAAUGGCGACAGACCGUCCGGGCUUUGUUGCGUGUGGACAUUUAUGGGCAUGAGCAGGGCAAUUUCCAACAUAAAGGUUUGAAAGAUUUGGUUACACAAAUAGAGAGUCGCCAGAAGCUUCGCCAUGAAUGGCUUGAUGGUUUAGAUGAUAACGGCACGCCAUUUGGCCCGAGACUCUGCAUUGGAGAACAGACCCAUGGCUGCAUACAAAUACUGGAGAUGGCGAAACUUGCAAUCAACAAUUUGGUAAUUGCCUAG